AUGCCUCUCAUCGACAUCAAACCUGAUCACUACUACGACAAUGCCGCAGGUGGCAUCCCCGUCUUUUGUCCUACCAUGGACCAGUUCAAGGACUUUUCUACCUUUUGCGAGUCCAUCGUAAGCUACGGACGUGAAGCUGGCCUCGUCAAGAUCAUCCCUCCAAAAGAAUGGACCGCUGCUCUUCCUGAUCUCUCUGAGCGCCUGUCCUCAGUACGAAUCAAGAGGCCCAUUAUCCAACACAUCAGAGGCACCAAGGGAAUCUACUCUCAGACCAAUAUCGAAUCCAGAAAAACCUACACUGUCGCUGAGUUCAAGACCCUCUCAAACGACUCAAAUCAUCGCCCCCCUUCCCGCAAAGGUGUGCCUCAUGGCCCCGCUGAGCCCCUGCCGAGACGCAAGAGGAAUCGCAAACCAGCUGCCGUCGCACUCCAAACCGAAGCCAGCACGAUGGAGGUCGACUCUCUACCAACGACCCCUACUCACCAGCCAGAUAUCCCAGAUCACUUUUCAAAUGACGACUCUCAUGAUGCUCUCGUGCCUACAAGCGCCAACACCACUGCCAACAAUAGCCCAGAUCAACCUUUCCAAUCGUCUCUUGGAUCCGAUUUCGCCCGAAAACAUUUCCUUCGCCAGGCUUCAAGUCCUUCACCUCCUUCCAGGCAUGCUGCCUCACGAGAGACCAUGUUGCCCCUUGUACCAGACACCAAGGACGAAAUCGAAGCAUCUUCCACCACCCAGAUCAACACCUACAACAUUGGAACCAACAGUAGCAGCAGCAGCAGUAGCAGCAGCAGUAGCAGCAGUAGCAGCAAUGGAAACAAGCAAAAGGAAGCAAAGGCGGCAGAGCAGGAAAGGAUUGAGCCUCCAAUGACGGAUUACAAGGUCGAGCAUGGCGAGGAUUUUUCAGCGGAUUACUGCAAGGAGGUCGAGCGGAACUACUGGCGCAACCUGACGUUUGUUCAGCCUAUGUACGGAGCCGACAUGUCUGGCUCUCUUUUCGAUGACAGGACAACAUCAUGGAACACACAGCGCUUGGGAGACCUCUUGUGCAAGAUCGACCAAAAUUUGCCAGGAGUCAACACGCCCUACCUCUACUUUGGAAUGUGGAAAGCAACGUUUGCAUGGCACGUCGAGGACAUGGAUCUCUACUCCAUCAACUAUCUCCACUUCGGCGCCCCCAAACAAUGGUAUUGCAUCCGACCUGAAAACAGUAGCCGGUUCGAACGUAUCGCUCAGGGAAUCUUUUCGUCCGACUAUAAGAACUGUCCUCAGUUCUUGCGCCACAAGACAUACUUGCUCUCGCCCACCAAGCUGGCAGCCGACGGCGUUCCAGUCAACCGACUCGUUCAGCACGAAGGAGAGUUUGUCCUCACUUUCCCUUUCGCCUACCAUUCAGGAUACAACCUCGGCUUCAACUGCGCAGAGUCGAUCAACUUUGCGCUGGACGACUGGAUUCCGAUCGGACAAAAGGCAGAGUCGUGUAGAUGCAUCAACGACGCCGUCCAGAUCGAUGUCGAUGCGAUCUUCCGGUCUGCAAAGAAAUCCAUUGCCGAGGAGGAGUCAGCGCGAUCCAAGAGCCGACCUGGAAAGAAUUCUGAGGAUGCUGAUAUGAAGGAUGAGCAUGACCAGGACGACCCGCCGAUAGAUUCACAAAGGAAGAGGAAACGUGGUGCCAUCAAGGAUCAAGCACCAGAGAAACUCGUUACGGUUAUGCUCUCCACUGGCAGCAAAUCCGACAAGGCGACAGAUAGUCUCACCCCCAGCACAAAGACGACUCGCAGUCAGUCGGAUUCCUCAACAAAGGCUCCACCCAGCAAGAAGGCAAAGGCCGCGACGACUCAUGAGAAGGCGCUCGAUUGCGUUCUUUGCCCAAACCAAGAAUUUGAUGGGGAGUUGCUUCCCACCAGCAAUGGUAAAUACUGCCAUAUGUUGUGCGCUCAGUACAUUCCAGAGACAUACAUGUCUGGAGAGGACGAUGACGAUGUCAUUGUCCACACUGAAGGGGUUCCUGCAGCAAGACGAAGACUUCGUUGCUUUGUCUGCGAAAAGAAGGUUGGCGCCUGUGUUCAGUGCUGCAAGGGCAAAUGCAUCCGAGCAGUCCAUGCUAGCUGUGCCGAAAUGGAAGGCAUGUAUAUCGAUGAAGUUGAACACGAGGAUGAAAGCAUCGAAUAUCAACUCUACUGCCCCACGCACGACCCUCGCCAGGAGAAGGAAAAGGAAGCAGGAUAUAAGGCAUGGAGAGACAUGAUGACCAAGAAGCUGAAGCCGGGCCUCUCUGUUUGGGCACGAUGGAACGACAAUGUGUACUACUCGGGCGUGAUCGAGACUAUCUUGAGCGACAGACUCAACUGCAAGAUCCAGUUCCAUGAUGGCUACGUCAAGACGGUGACCUGGAAGGACAUUUCGUUGGACAAGAAGCAGCCUCAUACUGGCUUCCGCACCGCCGGCUACUGUCGCGGAUGA
Molecule: messenger RNA, 2463 nt
Organism: Linnemannia hyalina
Lineage: Eukaryota; Fungi; Mortierellomycota; Mortierellomycetes; Mortierellales; Mortierellaceae
Source: the annotation of a GenBank genome assembly